Messenger RNA from Marmota flaviventris (yellow-bellied marmot), 4255 nucleotides. Lineage: Eukaryota; Metazoa; Chordata; Mammalia; Rodentia; Sciuridae. The record is from RefSeq and is a predicted model, not a curated record.
GCCCGCUCCGGCCGCCCUGCGCCUCCCGCCGCGCCCGGGAUGUAUUCGUCCCCGCUCUGCCUGACCCAGGAUGAGUUCCACCCGUUCAUCGAGGCGCUGCUGCCCCACGUGCGCGCCUUCGCCUACACCUGGUUCAACCUGCAGGCGCGGAAGCGCAAGUACUUCAAGAAGCACGAGAAGCGCAUGUCCAAGGACGAGGAGCGCGCGGUGAAGGACGAGCUGCUGGGCGAGAAGGCCGAGGUGAAGCAGAAGUGGGCGUCGCGGCUGCUGGCCAAGCUGCGCAAGGACAUCCGGCCCGAGUGCCGCGAGGACUUCGUGCUGGCCAUCACCGGCAAGAAGGCGCCGGGCUGCGUGCUCUCCAACCCCGACCAGAAGGGCAAGAUGCGGCGCAUCGACUGCCUGCGCCAGGCCGACAAGGUGUGGCGGCUGGACCUGGUCAUGGUGAUCCUGUUCAAGGGCAUCCCGCUGGAGAGCACGGACGGCGAGCGCCUGGUGAAGGCGGCGCAGUGCGGCCACCCGGUGCUCUGCGUGCAGCCGCACCACAUCGGCGUGUUUCACCUUCAGAGCAAGCGGACUGUCCGCCGCCCCCGCCUGCGGCGCCCCCAGACGGAGGCCUCCCUGAGCGGGAGCCAGUGCAGAGGGCCGGAGCCCAGCUGCACGGGCCGCUCCACGAGGCGGCUCCCAGGCCCAGGCUGGCCACAGACAGCCUGGGACAGGUUGCUGCCGGUGGACAAGCCUGUCCUCGUCCUCGCCUCCUUAUGUUUGGGGUUCUGGGGUGGUGGGCGCCAGGGGGAGCCGUGGGAAGAGGAGGGGGCUCUGCUCAGCGUCCGCAGGAGACUGUGUGCAGGGGAGCUGGGCCCCGGGGCUGAGCCUGGGGGCAGCCAGGACCAGGGCAGCGGAUGGACUCGGGGCGCAGAGACCUCCAUGGUGGGGCAGGGCCCGCUGGCCACCAGUCCUGCCCCGUCCUGGGCACACGCAGGGCAGCAAGGGCGAGGCAGCAGCCGGAACCCCCCUGGUCAGGAGCUGGUGGGGGUCAGCGGCUGGCUGGAGGCCGGAGGCCCAGGGCUCUCACCAGCCUGUGCCCCAGCUGCAUGGCCGCUCAUGGGCAGCCGAGCCGCCAUCUUCCGCACACAGGGUGCUGACCUCCUCCUGCGCCGUGGCUUGGUGGACGCCCAGCGUGGAGUGCGUCACGCGGUGCUGCGGGUGCUGGUGGCCCGCGUCUCCCUGAGCCCCUCUGAGCCCACAGAGGACCUGGAGCAGGCCCAGGCAGCACUGCAGCGCGGGACGCUCCGAGCCUGGAUGCUGGCCAGGGCAGGGUCUGCAGGACGUCAAGCCGCUGGCCUCAGGACCAGGCUGCGGACACGACGGUCCUCCGUGGCUCCUGAGGCCACGCCGGGCUGGUCCACCUACGCGGAGCAGAGCAGCAGCCCCCGGGCAGGGAUGGGGUCCGACCAGGAGGACAGCAAGCCCAUCACGCUGGACACAACUGACUUCCAGGAGAGCUUUGUCACCUCCGGCGUGUUCAGUGUCACCGAGCUCAUCCAAGUGUCCCGGACACCUGUGGUGACCGGGACAGGACCCAACUUCUCUCUGGGAGAGCUGCAGGGGCACCUGGCCUACGACCUGAAUCCCGCCAGCACGGGCAUGAGAAGGACGCUGCCCAGCACCUCGUCCAGCGGGAGUAAGCGGCACAAAUCGGGCUCGAUGGAGGAGGACGUGGACACGAGCCCCGGCGGCGACUACUACACUUCACCCAGCUCUCCUACGAGUAGCAGCCGCAACUGGACAGAGGACAUGGAAGGAGGCAUCUCGUCCCCGGUGAAGAAGACAGAGAUGGACAAGUCGCCCUUCAACAGCCCGUCCCCCCAGGACUCACCCCGGCUGUCCAGCUUCACCCAGCACCACCGGCCUGUCAUCGCCGUGCACAGCGGGAUCGCCCGGAGUCCUCACCCGUCCUCGGCCCUGCACUUCCCCACCACGUCCAUCCUGCCGCAGACGGCCUCCACCUACUUCCCCCACACGGCCAUCCGCUACCCACCUCAUCUCAACCCCCAGGACCCCCUCAAAGAUCUCGUCUCGCUGGCCUGCGACCCAGCCAGCCAGCAGCCUGGACCGCCUACUCUACGCCCGACACGUCCCCUGCAAACCGUUCCUUUGUGGGAUUAGGACCAAGGGAUCCGCGGGCGUGUAUCAGGCACAGUCCUGGUACCUGGGAUAACAGAGGUCUCUUCCCGCCUCUCCUCCAUCGUCCUGGGGACCCGGGGCACGGCCCCCACCCGCAUUCUUGGUGGAAAUCAGAGCGAGCAAGACCGCCCCUGCCGACUCCCAGCUUGGUGCAGGAGGACGAGGGAGGAGGACGAGAGACACACCGUGCCCUCCCGACGCCCCGCGGCCCGCGGGAGGCCGCUACAGGGUCUCCCUAAGUUAUUCAUCUCCUUCCCACGGCCACCGCUGCCCCGUGGCACCAGCGCUGCCCAGAGACCAGGUGAGCACAACCUGGCGCCUGUGGCCAGGGUCAACGGACGGGCAACGCCCAGCAAGGCCACCUCCCCCUGGGCCUGCGCCACCGCCGCCAGCGUGGGGACCCCGGCCAGUCCCCCUCUGUGGAUGGUGAUUGCCAAAGAGGGGAGGCAGGUGCUGGUGGGAAGGGGUCAGCCAGGACCCCAGCCUCGGGCAGCAGAGACCUGGACGGAGGGCGCGGUGGGCGGACGAGUGGGGAGGGCUGCAGAGCAAAGUGGGGAGGCCCUGGACGUGGCAGGGGUCCAUCGCUGGCACUCACCAAGGAAGGACGCCAGGCGGGCACUUGGGGAGCCCAGGAGGGCCCUGAGGCUGGCCACGCCCUCCCAGACCCCCGAGGACCCGCCUGGCCCUGCUGUGCUGGGGACUUGCCUUCGGCCCUCGGGAGGAGAAGUCUCUAUGCAAUUAGACCCCAGCCCGCCUGGCGCCGCCCGCCGCCCGCCUGGCACCCAGGGAGGAGCCCGCGCACAGCAGGAGACGCACUUUCUGAGGACGGGGUGGGCCAGACUGAGUGGAGGGGCCGCAGAGCCUCCCUGUCCCCAGGCGGAGGCCAGAGAGUGGUUUAAGUGCCUGAUCCCCACCGGCCGCCCCGUGUCCAGCUGGGACAGUGUGGCCGGGCUCCCACCCCCGCUCCCAGCCACCUCCACUCACGGGCCCCUCAUUGCUGUGUCCCCAGAGCUAGAGAGAUGGGACCCCAGGGCUGCGCUGGGCAGGCCCCCGCCUCCUCGCCAGUGCCUUACACCUGGAGCAGCCCGUGCCUGCGCCCCCAGGGACCCCUGUGCACUUUCACGUCCCGCGAGGGGAGGUGCAGAGCCACCUGGAAGGGGAGCGGGCCUGGGCGGAGGGCUCUGGGGACAGGCCUGGGCGUCCACCUGCAGCCCAAGGACCUCUCAUCCGCUACGCGUUUCCGUUGAGCUGCUCCAAAACACUAAGCUGGGCGCCGGGGACCCUGACCCCGGCCCAGCCAUCCCACCGUCCCCUCCUAGGAUUGCUGUUGUGGGGCCCCGAUGGCGGUGCUGUGUGUUUGGGGGCCACUGAGCCCAAGCGCAAGGACCCCUUCUGGCCCACACAUCCCAACUGACACCCUUCAUGCCUGGCGCUGGGGACAACCCCAAGACCCGCCCCGCCCCGGGCCAAAGCCAUCAUGCAGGACAGGCCCUCCAGGCCCGUCCACCCCACGCUGCCCCGACCGUCUCACCCCCACCCCAGCUUCCAGACUCUCCUCCCAAAUUGGCCCCGGGGCCUUGGCCAACCUGCUGGUCACUUGGAGAAAGACCCUUCGCUGGCCCCCCACUGCCCCUUUGCCCAGAGGGUCCUGCCAUCCUCAGCCUCGAACCCUUGGUCCCUCUGUCUGUCCGUCCGUCCAUCCUCAGGGCCCCUCCACUGGGUGACCGUUUGGGGACCAAAGCGUGGGCCACUCUCGGGCAAAGCAGAGGCAUCUGGAAGCGUCUCAGCCAGGGUGGGGGUGGGGAGGGGCCGCACGGGGGACCUGGGGUCGGGGCGCACAGAACCAGCUCUUUACCUACUUUGCAUGGUGCUUAGGACCCCGCGGCCCGGCUCCGGCGUCGCCCACGGUGGCGCCUGCAUGGCAGAUAUACCUGGCUCUGUCCCUCCGCCUCCCGGCCCCCUCUUGAAAAAAUCAAAAAAUCCUUUAAAAAGUUCCAUGUUUCCUAAUUUGCACGAAGUUUUCUACCACAUGAUGUGCCUUGCCUCGGAGAAUAAGUAUUAUUCAACAGUA